UCUGAUUAUUCUUUUCAUUCACCUUCGUUCUUGUUUCAUUGACGUUUUUCUUGUUUGUAAAUAAUAAACGCUGGAAAUAGUACGCAAUGUGAUAUUACACACAUUCCUCGACCGACUGCACAUUACGUAAACGAUAGCCGUUGCGGUGUAAUUAAUUAAUAGAAGUGAAACAAUCAUAACCUAUUCGCUUGUGUUUUGCUUAGCUCUUGUGGCGAGUGUGAGUGCGAUAUGAGCUGAAUGAUGCCACCGUUUAGAAGGAAGAAGGCGUCCAAGUCAUUCCCAGUCAAGGUUUGCACCUUGGACGCUGAAUUGGAGUUCAAUUUAGAGUGGCGAGCAACAGGAAGAGACCUGUUUGACCUAGUAUGCCGAACUAUUGGUCUGAGAGAAACAUGGUUCUUUGGACUCCAAUUCGAAGACACAAAACACUUUAUAAGUUGGUUGAAAUUGGAUAAGAGGGUGCAAGACCAAUGCGUCUCCCAGAUGCCGGGCACUCCGUUCAUGUUGCUCUGCAAGUUGUACCCUGAAGACGUGGCCGAGGAGCUCAUCCAAGAGGUCACGCAACACCUCCUGUUCCUGCAGGUCAAGCAAGCGAUACUGAGCAUGGACAUCUACUGCCCACCGGAGGCUUCGGUGCUGUUGGCCAGUUACGCUGUUCAGGCUAAGUACGGUGACUACGACGAGAGUGCGUACAAGCCUGGCAUGCUGGCGAGUGAGGACCUGCUUCCACAACGCGUCAUCGACCAGUACCAGAUGACGCCCGAGAUGUGGGAGGACCGUAUCAAGAUCUGGUACGCGGACCACAAAGGCAUGUCGAGAGAUGAGGCCGAGAUGGAGUACCUGAAGAUAGCCCAAGACCUGGACAUGUAUGGGGUUAAUUAUUUUGCCAUAAACAAUAAGAAAGACACGGACCUAUACCUCGGUGUAACAGCUCUAGGGCUGAACAUCUACGAGAAAGACAACAAGCUGACUCCUAAAACGACGUUCCCCUGGUCGGAGAUCAAGCACAUAUCGUUCGACGACAAGAAAUUCGUCAUCAAGUUCGUCGAUAAGUCCGUCACGAACUUUAUAUUCUUCUCGCCUAAAGGCAUGAACAAACUGAUAUUAGACCUGUGCAUCGGCAACCACGACCUGUACAUGCGGCGCCGCAAGCCUGACACCAUGGAGGUGCAGCAGAUGAAGGCGCAGGCCAAGGAAGAGAAGCAGCGUCGACAAAUCGAGCGCAACAAGCUAGCUCGCGAAAAACAAUUAAGAGAGGCGGCGGAGAGAGAAAGAGCCGCUAUGGAGCAACGUCUGCUACAAUAUCAGGAAGAGAUACGGUUGGCAAACGACGCGCUGCGCCGGUCGGAAGAAACAGCGGAGCUCUUAGCGGAGAAGGGUCGCGUAGCGGAGGAAGAAGCGUCACUCCUCGCGCAGAAGGCGGCCGACGCCGAGCGGGAGAACGCGCGUCUGCGGCUCUCCGCUAUCAAGACCGAGGAGGAGAAGGUCCACCUAGAGCGCAAAACCCGCGAAGCGGAGUUCCUCACCGCUCGCUUAGUGGAGGAAUCGGAGAAACGCGCGGCGGAAGCGGAGAGGCUGCGAGCGGAGCUGUUAGCGGCACGCGCUGCGGAGAAGCAGGCUAAGGAGAAGCUACUGAACUUCUUGAGUCGCACGUCUAGUGGGUCGUUACCGCCCGUUAGCGCUGUACAGUCAUCAACGGUCCCCUCCAGUCUGUUCCCAUCGACCUGCUCCCUGCCCGCGGAGCUCGGGGGCGAAGUCCCUAACGGCGCGCCGCCACCGGAGCCCGAGCUAAACGCUUAUCAGCUGGUGCCUGAUGACUCCGACCCGCACAUACAUAGGCUGUCGCUGGAGAUUGAGAAGGAGAGGUGGGAGCACGACUACGGCUCCCGGCGCGGCUCGGCCGACGCGGGCGCGUGCGAGCUACAGGACGACCCGCACAUACACCGCCUGUCGCUAGAGAUCGAGCGCGAGAGAGUGGAAUACCUAGCCAAGUCUAAGCAUCUCCAACAACAACUAGACGAGCUACGCUGCGAGUUCUCAGUACUUCGAGUGGACCAGUCCGUGGCCACACUAGACCGCUUGCACGAGCAGCAGGCGCGGGCGGGAGACAAUAAGUACUCCACGCUGCGCAAGCUCAAGCAGGGCUCCACCAAGACCAGGGUCGCCUUCUACGAGGAGCUGUGAGAUGAUGAAAUCAUCAGGAAAAUGCCAUUUUACAAAGUGCUGCUGCGCACAAAGUGAUCCAAAUGACAAUGAAAUUGACAUUUAUGUUUAGUCAACAAAGUUAGUAUAACGUUAUGUUGCUACCAGUCAUGACUAUUACAAUAGUUAUACUCGUAGCAUGGCCACGAUGACAGGUUAGUAUAUUUUACUUAUUUCUUGUAUACAAUUUACGAUCCCAUCAAAUAUCCUAACCAUACAAUGUAUUGCAUACUUUAGAUUAGAUAGGUCUGUUUCAUAGAUACUUUAAUAUUUAAAACCGUUGCCAAAUUAUAAUGUAAGCGUUUUAAAAAUCAUUAUAUUGAUAUAAAUUGACUUUUACAUUAUUUUAAAAUUGCUCUUGAGAUAAUUAUAGUGAAAUAUUUCAUAUUAAACAGACCUAACUGAUAUUCAAUGGAUAUUCAAGUUCCUACUGAUAUACUGUUGACUUAUUACUUGGUGCCUUAAAAACGAUAUUUUAUUGAACAAAAAUAUUUAAUAAUUUUGAAUGCAUUGUUAUAAAAUGAUAAAUUGUUUCUACGAAAAUGUAAAGAAACAUUCAUGUUUUUUUUUGUUUGAUCUCCAUAAGAAAAUGUUUAUUUUAAUAAAUUGAUCUAAAGUUUUUAUCGAUAUAUUCAUAAUGUUAAAAUUAAUAAUAUUUAAGCAUCCAAAGAUUUUGGUUGACUGAAAAAUUAUGAAAUUAUUAUAUUAUUUAGUAAUUUAUACGCUUUUUAUGUUAACCGUACUUUUGCUAUAACGUAUUCAUGUAUAAUAGUAAUAAUAACAAGAUCUGUAUAGUUAUUUUUGUACCAUAAUUAUAAGCUUUACAUGUAGAGUUGCGCGUAAAUGGAUAGUUUGUCUGUCGAUAGUUAAUCGAAAAUUAGUAACAUUUCGAUAAAAUUUACUGUCAGCAAAUGGGUAGUUGAUAGCACCAAUCAAUGGGCACACUUUAUGAGCUGUUAUAUCGGAAUUUUAUUUCUGAAUGCUGUGCUGUGUAAAAUCACUUAUUUAUUGUUUUAAAAAGCAACCAAAUGGUUUUGGGGUUUCGUUGAGACUUAAAAUGUUUGGUUAAUGGUGUCAACUACCUAAUAGUAUCUAUGUAAAGCGUCAAAUUGUUCGUGACACCCAAAGUAGCCAAGGACUUCGCAACGCAUCUUUGUUACAGUUGGAAUAAGGUUGUGUUGUCAACUUUUUGAUUAUUUUGGGUGUCACGAACUAUAUGACGCUGACUGUAUUAUCGAUCGAUACUAUGCACUAUCGAUGGACAACACUAUUAAAAUUUUGUACAAUGGACCAGUAGUGCAUAGAACGUUUCUGGUUUCUAGAAAUAUUUAUUCAUAAUACAGGCUCUACUCGGAUUAUUUAUAUUUUUAUGUGUAACUAACUGCCCCGGCGAACUUUGUACCGCCAUAAAAUACCCGAUGAUAUUAACACAUCCCUAUAUCAGUACAUAUUUAUCCGCCUGCAUAAUAUUGUAAUUAGCUCUUAUAUAUUUUUGAAUUUGUAAAAUUGCAAUAAAAUAUCUAUGGCGAAAUAAUUUUCCAAUGGUAAUUUAGAGAAGUCACCGAAAUGUGCCUCUAACAGUUCAAAUUUAAUACCAGACCAUUCUUUUAAUGUACCUUUUAGUUUGAUAAGCGACUAAAUAAUACGAAAGUACACAUGUAACGUAGUUUCUCAUGUUUUGUCCCGACAUACUAACUGUACCCUGACUAGAAAGCGUGACGUCUUUUUGAAAAAUCGAUCUUAUUGAAAAAUCUGUAGACAUCGAUUUUAGAAAUAAUAUGUCGUGUAAGAAUAUUUUUUUUACUAUAAAAAUAUUGUUAUAUUGAAACUACGCUUAUUUAGCACUAAGAGAUGGUUCCAAUGGCUACAUGCUUCUAGUCGGGCUAUUAUAAGAUGUUAUUCAAAUUCCUGCAACGAUGUUUACGUAAGAAAUGUGUGUAAGGAAGAAUUCACAAUUAUUAAGCGAUUUUUUUAACAGAAAUUCAACAUUAUUUAACAUUUUCGAAGUCAGAAAUCUGUGUCGAAUAAUAUGCCAAGCACAGAGCGUCUAGCGACUACUCGUGAUGUCACAGUUGUGUUCACUCAAGUCAGUAUUCGUAUACUUAUGUCCUCUCUCACACAGCUCGAGUGCUAUUGUGAGCGAAAGUGAAAAAUGUCAGUUUUCGUCACAAAUCUCAGUAUAUGGGAACACAAGCACAGGUUUUCGCUCGAGGCUAUGUAUAGCUAGGCUUACCACUAUUUAAAAAGAAAGUGUUAUGCCCGUCUCUAAAACAGGAAUUUCAAUCAAUAACAUUUUGAUUUGAAAAUGAGAACAACGGGUCUCUAACGCGAUAUUUAUUAAAGUAGUUAAGUUAGUAACAGUUUGACGUUUCUGCUGUAUUGCCUCAGUUGUGGUCACAAGCAGACUGAUGACUCGCGGCGUCGUUUGAGUGGGUUGAAGAUCUUCGGCUACCCUCAAAUUCGUCGCGUUUCAGAUUCGUUGUUCUUAGUCUCAAAUUGAAUGUAAUGUAACACAAACAUUUAAAUCAUAAAUAAAUAAUGUGAAUUCCACAUGUGCCUGCUUCUCUCAAGAUGUGAUGAAAGUGUUCUAACGUUUACCGCGUAUGUGCCUUGUAUGUAAGAGUUAAGAUGAAUUAUUUUGUAAAUAUAUUUAUAGUACCAUUUUUA
Ostrinia furnacalis (Asian corn borer) is the source of this 4866-nucleotide messenger RNA. RefSeq names its product merlin-like. Gene Ontology annotation, molecular function: actin binding. The coding region runs from base 238 to 2181 and encodes 647 amino acids. NCBI's taxonomy places the organism in Eukaryota, Metazoa, Arthropoda, Insecta, Lepidoptera, Crambidae. The record is from RefSeq and is a predicted model, not a curated record. The transcript is spliced from 14 exons. Gene Ontology annotation, cellular component: cytoskeleton.